Molecule: messenger RNA, 1992 nt
Organism: Colletotrichum destructivum
Lineage: Eukaryota; Fungi; Ascomycota; Sordariomycetes; Glomerellales; Glomerellaceae
Product: Putative glycosyltransferase 2, nucleotide-diphospho-sugar transferase
Exons: 5
Coding region: 1-1992 (663 amino acids)
Source: RefSeq, a predicted model, not a curated record
AUGUCGCGUCCCUACACACCCCGGGGGACAUCUCCCGACUCGGGAUUGACGCCCCCGAAUAAUCCCUUCGGCUCAAACCCGUUUGACACCGAUAAUGAGACAAGCGCGGCCCCUUCGCUCGCCAGCGACUCGACCUUCACCGUGAAUGCCAUCGGACACGCGUCCCCGUACGACUCUCACUCGGCUGAUAGAUCAGCUCAGAGGCUGAGCUGGACCGACUCCUCCAACCACCGCCUGAGCAGACCCGAGAUUGAGUCUUCACCUCUGGCCAGAGAAGCCCCGGUCUACAAUGAAAAGGGCCGCCAGAAUUCUCCUUCUGACACAGACAUUGAGGCCAGUCAUGUCCCGCCUGUGGUUUCCGACCCCGAAAAGGCAAAGGAGACGCAUACGACGGCCCUCCCGCCCUCGUCAGGCGCGUCGUUCCCCAAGCGGCUGUACAACCGCUUUCGCGCAACGUACUGCCCGAAAGAAGAGCCGCCUCUCGUCCUGCCCGUCUGCCCGAAUGAUACGGAGAAGCUGAACUACGUUCACACGAACCGAAUCCUCCUCUACAUCUUUGGUGUCUUCUCGUUCCUCUCGCUCGGCGCUGGUAUGUGGCUGUUUGCGCUCUCGGCUCCGGCAUUCUACUGGUAUGGCGUGUUUGCGGGUGCCAUGUGCAUUUAUCUCCUGGUCUCGUACGCUGUCGGCAUCAUCGGAAGAGACUGGGACUACAAGGCUCAUCUGGACCUGGUUGAGCGCUUCCCCAUCACGGAGGAGAACGCGCCGACCGUCGACAUCUUCCUGCCCUGCUGUUCCGAGCCGGUCGAGAUUCUCGAAAACACAUACAAGCACAUCGUCAACAUUGAUUGGCCCGCCUCCAAGCUCCAGGUCCAUGUCAUGGACGACGGUGCUUCGGAGCCUGUCCGCCUGCUUGCCGAGAAGUACGGCUUCAACUACUCGGUCCGCGACGACCGCCCUCGCCUCCGAAAGGCCGGCAACCUGAGAUGGACUUUUGCCCAGACCAACGGGGACUUCUUUGCUAUCUUCGACGCCGACUUUUGCCCGCGACUCGACUUCCUCAAGGAGCUGAUGGUGGAGCACCUGGGUGACGAUAAGACGGCCCUCGUCCAGAGCCCCCAGUACUUCCGCGUUACCGACGACCAGACGUGGGUUGAGCAGGGCGCCGGUGCAACGCAGGAGCUGUUCUACCGAGUCGUCCAGGUCAACCGCAACAGAUGGGGAGCGUCCAUCUGCGUCGGAAGCAACGCCCUGUACCGGCGCGAGUCUCUCGUUGAUGUCGGUGGAACGGCCGAGAUUGGCUUCUCCGAGGAUGUCCACACAGGAUUCGGCGCAGUUGACCGCGGCUGGAAGGUCAAGUACAUCCCUCUCUGUCUCGCCACCGGUGUCUGUCCCAACUCCCCUCGCGCCUUUUUCUCCCAGCAGAUGCGUUGGGCUCGUGGCUCUACGACUCUGCUCACCAACGGUCACUUUUGGGUAUCCAACCUUACCUUGAUGCAGAAGAUCUGCUACCUUUCAGGCUUCAUGUAUUACAUGGCCGUUUCUCUCAACAUCUUCCUCGCCCCCAUUGCUGGUACUCUCCUGCUUGCCGUUCGCCCCGAAUGGUUCAAGUUCUGGAACCUGGCAUUUGCCAUCCCUUCCAUUCUGUACGGCGUCAUUCUGAUGCGCUGCUGGGCCAAGGCCAAGUAUGGCUUCAAUGUCCAACACGCCAUGACCAUUAUGAGCUACGCCUACCUCACCGCCAUCAAAGAUCGUCUCUUCAACAUUGAGCUUCUCUGGGCCGCUUCCGGCGACUCCAAAGCUCACAAGAGCAACAAGUACCGCAACAUGCGUCUUCUCUGCAUUUUCUGGAAUCUCAUCGUCACCGGUGCCAUGAUCGGCGUCGUCACAUGGCGCCUCGUGGCUGGAUUUACGUGGUACCACCCCCUCCCGCUCAUCAUCAUCAACGUCUACAACCUCUUCAUCAACCACUACUUUAUGUUGUGCGACUGGUAG